This is a messenger RNA of Hirundo rustica (Barn swallow), 2169 nucleotides long. It is a transcript of the gene CCDC34, whose product is annotated as coiled-coil domain containing 34. Lineage: Eukaryota; Metazoa; Chordata; Aves; Passeriformes; Hirundinidae. Bases 12 to 953 code for a protein of 313 amino acids. The record is from RefSeq and is a predicted model, not a curated record. The transcript is spliced from 6 exons.
GGGCCCCCGCCAUGAGCGAUAGCGCCCGGCGCCUCGGGACCGACGGGACCGAGCCCCUCAGCCCACCUCCCACUGAGGGCGAGGACCCCCUCAGCUCCCCCAGAGGCUCGCCGCUCUCCCUCGCGUCCCGCUCCAGCUCCCCGGGCUGUGAGGACGAGGAGCGCGUGGCGGCCUCCCGCAGCCCGCAAGGCGAUAGGAGGGCUGAACACUCUGAAAUAGCAGGGGGGAGAAAAGUGUCGCCUUUGAAAGAUAACCUGUCACCAUGGGAAGAAUGGUUCAUUGGCAAAGAGGCAGAGCUGCGUUCCCGCUUACAAGCUAGAAUUGCAGAGGAAAUGAAUAAACAGCUUGAGAAAAUGAAGCAAAAUCAAGAGUGUGAAAGAAGAAAAAGGAUAGCUGAAGAGAAACACAAGGAGUGGGUCCAAAAAAAGAGAGAAGAGGAAAGAAGAGAAAGGAAACAAAAGCUGAGCAAAGAAAUGGUGGAAAAUGCCGCAAGGGAACUAGAAAAAAUGCAGCUACAAGAAAAGGCUGACAUAAAGUAUAAAGAAUGGUUAAAGAAGAAGAGAGCUGAAGAGGCAGAAAAGAAGAAAAAAGAGAAGGAAAAAGAAAAAGAACAGGAGGCUGAGCUACAGGAGAAGAGAACAAGAUCAGAGAAAAUCUUUAAGGAGUGGCUGCGAAAUUCUAGAAAUAAACCACUACCUGCUUUAAAUGGUUAUGGUUUCCCACAUGGGAAGUCUACAGGGAGUGCUGAUAGAAAUUUGUAUCCAGUUCCAGCAUAUUGUAACCCCAUUCCUUGGAAACCAGUACAUGUACCUCCUCCAAAGGAAGACAAUGUUCUUGCCGUGAAGAAGAGUAAGAGACCUGUAUCUUGUCAGCCACAUGCAUCUUUACCAAUGGUGAUUUCUAAGCCAAAGAGUAACCCUUGUAUUGGAUCCCUGUGCAGAAAGAAGUUAUAGUCCAGAAAAAAUGUUCUUACAGUCUUGAGCAAAUUGGGCCAUAAAUGUGAAGCUCUAUGUAGUUUUAUGUCCAAAGCAGAUUGCUUUGUGCCUUUAUUUUUUUAUUUCCAUUUUUGUGAGUAGGUUUUGUGUUUACUGCUAUUUGGCCAGUCAGGCUUUUUUGUGUUUUUUCUAUAUUGCAUUUUAGGUUUUGGUUUUGGUUUGUUUUUUUUGUGGGUUUUUUUUUUUAAAUUAAAAAAAAAAAAAUUGUAAUGGGACUGUACCUCAAUGCCAAUAAAAUGAACAGGACUGUUAUUUCCUUUCCUCUCUUGUUGUUGAAGAAGUUAUUUUGAAUAGAUAAUUAUUCUUUUGAGCAACAGUAUUAACUAGGUUAUUUUAAAGAUGCUAUUUGUAACAAAUUUUAACAAUUCCUGGCUUAAUGCAGAAGGAAUUCAAGGCCUGCAUCAGUUCCAGGGUUAUCAUGUCAUUGGGAUUACAGAGAUAUAGCGGGAUAGCUUACAUUGCUGGAGUACCACAACAAAUGGAUGCAGGCUCUUAAGGGAAACAGAGGCUGUUUGCUGGACCUGUACAAACCAGGGAGAGCUGGUCAGGGAUGUGAGUUUGGGACCAGUAAUGACAGGGUAGGUAGGUUGGUAGGGUGCACCUAAGAAUGCUGAGGAAGUGGCAAAUGUCAUUAUAAGGAUACACUCAAUUAUCUUUGAGAAGUCUGGUGGUAAGGGGAGGUUCCUGAGAACUAGAAGAAAGUGAAUGUCAACCCAGUCUUCAGGAAGGUUAUAUAUGCCAAACUAGAGUCUGCCUCACCUCAGUUACCUAGAUAGAUGAUGAAUGUGGCAAGUGCAGCCUCCUUGGCUGCUUGAGGAAGUGCAUUGCCCAACAAAGGAAAGAAGUCUCUUGUACCAUAACUAUUUGAGACCACAUUCGGAGUGCUAUGCCCAAUUCUGGGCAUGCCAGUAAAAGACUGACAUUGAUGUUCUGGAGCAAGCUCAGUGAAAGGCCAUGAAGAUGAUUAAAGGAUUGCAGCAUCUGACAAACAGAAGCUGAGAGAGCUGUGACUAUUCGCCAUGAAGGAGAGAAAGUUCAGUAAUGUCUGAGCAAUGUCUGUAAAUACUUGAUGGGUGGAGAGAGAGAGCAGACCCUUCUCAGUAGUGCCCAGUGAGAGGAGAGGCAGUGAGUGGAAAUCAAAAUACAGGAAAUUCCAUUUAAACAUGAGGCAAAU